AUGCUGCUCCUGUUGCUCGGCAUCAUCAUCCUCCACGUCGUUGUGCUGGUGCUACUGUUCGUGUCCACGAUCGUCAGCCAAUGGCUCCAGGGUCACGGAUAUGCGACUGACCUCUGGCAGAACUGUACCACUUCUUCUAUGAGCACCGUCCACCACUGCUUCUCAUCAUCGCCAAACGAAUGGCUGCAGUCCGUCCAGGCCACCAUGAUCCUGUCCAUCAUCUUCAGUGUUCUGUCCCUGUUCCUCUUCUUCUGCCAGCUCUUCACCCUCACCAAGGGGGGCCGAUUUUACAUCACUGGGAUCUUCCAAAUUCUUGCUGGUCUGUGUGUGAUGAGCGCAGCAUCCAUCUUCACAGUGAGGCACCCGGAAUGGCACCUUGGUACCGACUACUCAUAUGGCUUCGCCUACAUCCUGGCCUGGGUCGCCUUCCCCUUGGCUCUGCUCAGUGGCAUGAUCUGUGUGAUCUUACGGAAACGUGAAUGA
Molecule: messenger RNA, 483 nt
Organism: Elephantulus edwardii (Cape elephant shrew)
Lineage: Eukaryota; Metazoa; Chordata; Mammalia; Macroscelidea; Macroscelididae
Gene: PMP22
Product: peripheral myelin protein 22
Exons: 4
Coding region: 1-483 (160 amino acids)
Cellular component (GO): plasma membrane
Source: RefSeq, a predicted model, not a curated record